AUGUCACCUCUCUCUCUGUCACUCCCCCUCCCAGGCCAUCCCUGGCUUUCUCCAGCUGUGAACAGCUCUGUGGGGCAGGAGCCCCAGAAGCAGCUCCCAGAGGUGCUGAGCGGAGCCUGGGGAAGCCCUCAAGGGGAUGGGCUCCCUCUGCUCACCAUCAUCGUCACCAUCUUUGUCCUGCUGGCGGUCGGAAUUGUGGUGGCAGUUCAUUAUGGACCAAGACUGCGUCAAGGCCAUGCCUCUCUCCUUAAGGAACCACCAGCCUCCAAACCAGAGGGCGGCAUCUACCUCACCCACUGGCAGCCGCUGGGGUCCGCAGACUGUCGUGAAGAAGCCCAACAGAGAACUCCUGCCCCUGUCCCCGCCCCUGCACCAGAUGGACCCAGGCUCAGCAUGGAUGAGAUCACGUACCUAUAGGAAGGAGACGUUGAAAAGUUGCUGUAACCUGGUCCUGAAUAAGGAACUGGACAGAGAAUUAGGGCAGAGGCAAACUGGGACUUGGACAGCAGGGCUUCAGAGGGGCCCCGGUGGACUUGGCUGGAGUUGCCCCCUCAGCAUGAUAUUUGGAGAAAGAGCCCUUGUGUGAGAGGAGAGAAGAAGCCUGAGACUGCCCCAAAACCCACUGCUGUGCACC
Messenger RNA from Echinops telfairi (small Madagascar hedgehog), 634 nucleotides. RefSeq names its product small integral membrane protein 33 (gene SMIM33). NCBI's taxonomy places the organism in Eukaryota, Metazoa, Chordata, Mammalia, Afrosoricida, Tenrecidae. The transcript has a single exon. The record is from RefSeq and is a predicted model, not a curated record. Bases 1 to 417 code for a protein of 138 amino acids.